GCCCCGCCCCCCCCGGAAGCUCCGCCCCUCCCCCCUGUGCCCCUCCCCUCUCCUCCUCCCGCCGUGGCCCCGCCCCCCGUGGCCCCGCCCCCCGUGGCCCCGCCCCCUCGGCGCCAGCGCCGCCCCCGCCUGUGGGACCCCCAGACCCAAAUCCCGGCCGAGGACAUGAGGAGGAACCUGAGCGACCAAUGGGGAGGCUGCAGGGUCAGGGAGCCCCUGGAGCUGCCCCAGCGCCGCCCCCCGAAGGAGCUGCUGAGCACCCCCAGCCUCGGGCCCCUCCCCCCUCCCCUGCAGCGGCUCUGGGCUCUCUGCGCUAAGCCCCGCCCCCCGGCCAGGCCACGCCCCCCGGAGGAGGAGCCAACGCCGGAGCUGCCCAGCGAGGUGGAGGUGCCGCGGGAGGCGCUGGAGCCGAGCCUGGCCCCGCCCAGCUCCGAGAUUUCCGUGGAGCCGAUGGAGGAGGAGCCGAGCAUCCCGUUCCUUCCGGCCCCGCCCCCCGAGGUUGUCCCGGAGCUUCCGGAGGCGCCGGCGAUCGAGCUCAGGAGGCUGAUCCUGGACCACGCCCAAGCCCCGGAGGGGGCGGAGUUUGGUGACAUCAUGGCCCCGGAUUGGCCACGCCCCCGCGUGGCUCAGGCCUUUGUUCUCUGCCUGGAUCUCUGCGCCUCCCAUUGGCUGAAGCUGGAGCAGCCCCGCCCCUACGGCCCCAUCCGCAUCAGGCUCCGCCCACGGCGCCAAUAAACCCCGCCCACAUUGCCUUAUAUGGAGAUGGGAGGGGAAUUGGGGAAUUUUGGGUGAAAUUUGGGAAUUUUCGGGGGAAUUUUGGGAAUUUUUGGGAUUUUUGGGGAAUUUUUGGGUGAAAUUGGGGAAUUUUGGGUCAAAUUUGGGAAUUUUUGGGAGAAACUUGGGAGGUUUUGGGUAAAUUUUGGGUCAAAUUUUGGAUUUUUGGGGAUUUUUGGGAAAUUUUUGGAUGAAAUUUGUGAAUUUUGGCGAAUUCUUGGGUCACAUUUGGGAAAUUUUGGAAUUUUGGGGAAAAAUUUGGGAUUUUUAGGGAACUUUUGGGUGAAAUUUGGGAAUUUUUGGAAGUUUUUGGGGUGAAAUUUGGGAAUUUUGGGGUCAAAUUGGGGAAUUUUGGGGUAAAAAUUAGGAAUUUUUGGGUCAAUUUUGGGGAUUUUUUAAUUUUUGGGGAAUUUUUGGGGUAAAUUUGGGAAUUUGGGGUAAAUUUUGGGUGAAAUUUGGGAAUUUUUGGGGAUUUUUUUCGAAAAUUUUGGGGGAAAUUCAGUAAAAAUGUGGAAUUUGAUGGAAAUUUCAAGAUUUUUUUUGGUGGAUUUUUUAGGAAAUUUUGGGUUUAAAUUUGGAAAUUUGGGAAUUUGGGAAUUUUGGGGUUUUAAAAAUUUUUGGGGUGAAAAUUGGGAAUUAUUGGGGAAUUUUUGGGUGAAAUUUUGGGAUUUUUUGGGGCAAAUUUUCGGGAAUUCUGAGGAAAUUUCUGGGACUUUUUGGGCCAAAUUUGGGAUUUCUGAAGAUUUUUGGGAAUUUUGGAGGAAAUUUUGGGGGAUUGGAAGGAAUUUUGGGAACUUUUGGGGGAAAUUUGGGACUUUUGGGGGGAAAUUUGGGAUUUUUGGGGAAAGGUUUUUGGGGUCAUUUUCACCAAUUUCGGGCAAAAUUUUUAUUGAUUUUUAAAGAUUUUUUUCCUCAUAUUUUAACGCAAAUUUUAUGCAAUUUUUAUGCAAAUUUUAUGCUAAUGUCACAUCA
Messenger RNA from Haemorhous mexicanus (house finch), 1746 nucleotides. Its product is annotated as meiotic recombination protein REC8 homolog. The transcript has 8 exons. The record is from RefSeq and is a predicted model, not a curated record. The annotation marks the transcript as partial. NCBI's taxonomy places the organism in Eukaryota, Metazoa, Chordata, Aves, Passeriformes, Fringillidae.